Punctularia strigosozonata HHB-11173 SS5 is the source of this 1664-nucleotide messenger RNA. Its product is annotated as FAD/NAD(P)-binding domain-containing protein. NCBI's taxonomy places the organism in Eukaryota, Fungi, Basidiomycota, Agaricomycetes, Corticiales, Punctulariaceae. Bases 268 to 1497 code for a protein of 409 amino acids. The transcript has 17 exons. Gene Ontology annotation, molecular function: oxidoreductase activity; FAD binding. The record is from RefSeq and is a predicted model, not a curated record.
GUUAGGGUGAAGCAUUGUACCCUCUUGGUUACCCCAGACUUUCCGGGAAUGCCUGUCUGUCUGGCCAUCUCUCUGGCCCGGUGAGCAGCACCGCAGAUGUGCACUAGACGCGCGCAGGGCCCAAGAGCGUAUCCGACUGCGCUGCAACGACAUGCGUCAUCUGCGUGUCCGGACGUGUCGACGGAGGGGUUAUCUUAAAUACGCUGGAGCUCCGGUUUUGCUCUGGCUUGCUUCCUUCAGCUCUCUCUCGCCUGCGUUUACUCCGUCAUGCCUUUUGAUUUCUCCUUCGCUCCCGAUACGCGCCGUGACCAGCACGUCCUGAUCAUUGGCGCUGGUCUUGUGGGCCUCACCAUAGCACAGGGCCUCAAGCAUCGUGGGAUCCGCGCUACAGUGUUCGAACGAGAUACAGACGGCGGCCGUUCACAAGGAUGGGGCCUGACCAUCCACUGGGGCCUGAAAGCGUUGGAGCACUUGUUACCCUCGGAACUCUUCGAUCAGUUAGAUACGUGUCAGGUCGAUCCUUCUCUUCGAGCCAAUGAGGGUGGAUAUCUGUUUCUAGAUGGACGCGAUGGGAGUCCUAUCAUUUCCAUGCCGUCAGGCAAGCGCAGGAUCCGCGCCAACAGGCAGCGGCUACGGGAACUGCUUCUUACUGGUAUCGAUGUGAAGCAUGGCAAGCGCUUCAACAAUUUCGAGGUUACAUCGGACGGCGUACGAGCCUAUUUCGUGGAUGGAACGUGCGCAGAAGGUACACUCCUCGUCGGCGCAGACGGCAACAACAGCGUGGUUCGCAAGCAAUUACUGGGAGAAGAAGCGGCCGCAUUGAAACCGAUUCCUGUUGUGGCUUGCGGAGUUGUUCAAAGGUACACGAAGGAGCAAGUAGCUCCCCUGCGUGCUCUGGAUCCUUUGCGGUUCCAAGCAGUGAAUCCCGACACGGGGACGUACAUCUGGGUCCGCAUUCAGGAUGUGUCCCCCGACAGAAGCAGAUUUGACAUACUCACAAUAGUCUCGCAUCGCGUGACCGAUCUGAGCCUAGAACUGCCUCGAGACGCGACGAAUGUUGCCAAGAUCAACGAUAUGAAGAAACGUGCAGAUGGUUUCGCCGAGCCUUUUUAUUCGCUCCUGAAUGAUAUCGACCCUGCAUUGAAUUGUACAAGGUUGAACCUUGCGGACUGGGUACCUGUGCCGUGGACUAACAUGGGCGCAAUAACCCUUGCUGGAGAUGCCGCAGGUGCAAUGUCAAUGUAUCGAGGGGAGGGAGUCAAUCACGGAAUGCUCGACGCCGUCUGUUUGGUCAUGCACCUUACCCGAGUGUCUAGGUGUGAAACCGUGCUAGGUGACGCGCUGAUUGAAUACGAGGACGAGAUGCGUUCUCGACGACAGGUUGCAGUCCCAUUGAGCCGACAAGCUGCGCUUGAUGCUCACAGUAUUCCUCACGCUGACUCGCCGUUAUGCAGCCGUCGAGCUGCACCAGCAAUUUGCUCACGAGUCUUUUCCUGAGUACUUUCCGCCAUUGGUACUCCAUCGCUGCGCGAAGUGGUUUUCGGUCGUCGCUUCCUUCGUUCCCGCUUUCCUUGUGCUGUUCGUAUCUUGUAAUCUUUCUUGCCCGUCCGUUAAUCGCGUUGCCUUGUACUUAUUACUUGUACCUAUCGCAAUGCAUCACUCUC